Molecule: messenger RNA, 1733 nt
Organism: Papilio polytes (common Mormon)
Lineage: Eukaryota; Metazoa; Arthropoda; Insecta; Lepidoptera; Papilionidae
Exons: 11
Coding region: 81-1733 (550 amino acids)
Cellular component (GO): membrane
Molecular function (GO): ligand-gated monoatomic ion channel activity
Source: RefSeq, a predicted model, not a curated record
AAUAAAUGUAAAAUUAACUACAUUUACAUAACGGACAUUCUAAGGAAGACGAUUUCGAAUCUAUACCUUCAAACCAUUUAAUGGACAUACACACACUAUUUAUUGCGGAUAUGGGAUGUAAAAAUGUAUCAACAUUUUUGAAUAAGUGUGAACAAGCAAAAUAUUUCCGAUCGCCGUUUCGAUGGAUUAUCUUCAACAAUGAAGACAAUAAACUUAAUAAGCAAAGCAGCAUUAUACCAAUAGCUAUUAAUCAAAUUAAAAUUUACCCAGAUACAGAAGUGAUUAACGUUAAAAAACUUCAGAACGAUUGUUACGAAAUAUACUUAAUCUACAAAGUUGAUGAUAAUAGUGAUUGGAAAUCUGAACUCUACGGUGUCUGGAAAUUAAAAGAUAGAUUACAAAAAUCAGACAAAAUGAUUCACUCCAGAUCUAUUCGAAGACUAGAUUUGAAUACACAUGAAAUUAAAGUUGCAUUUGUUAUUACUAACAAUGAUAGCUUGCACCAUCUCACUGAUGGCAUAAAUGAUCACAUAGAUACUAUAACAAAAGUGAACGUGCUCGCAACAAAUUAUUUGUUGGAUUUCCUCAAUGCUAGUAGGAAGUUUGUUUUCGUCGAUACAUGGGGCUAUCCAGAUAAUAAUACAUGGAAUGGUAUGACUGGUUGUUUGGCCCGAGGUGAAGUGGAAAUCGGAGGAUCUCCGAUGUUCUUCACGAUGGCUCGAUUGCCUAUAGUACAGUUCAUUUCGAGCCCUGUCCCGUCAAGAUCUAAGUUCGUGUUCCGGCAGCCGAAGCUUUCUUACGAGAACAACUUAUUUCUUUUACCGUUUCGUAACUCUGUAUGGUGCAGUAUUGGCGCAGUUCUCUUUUUUCUAUUCUUGGCAUUAUUUGGGGUUGCAUUCUGGGAAUGGAAGAGAAAUGAUCAUAACAUUGAUUCGAGAAUAAGUGAUGCGGGAACCUUACGAGCAAAGACAUCGGAUAUUGCAAUAUUAAUUUUUGGAGCAACAUGUCAACAGGGUAGUCCUGUGGAACUUAAAGGUACUCUAGGUCGUGUGGUGCUGUUGGAUCUCUUCUUGACGGUUUUGUUCCUACACACUUCAUUCUCCGCUAACAUAGUUGCUCUUUUGCAAUCAAGUUCAUCAAGAAUUAGAACACUGGAAGAUUUGCUCCAAUCGCGACUGAAAUUUGGCGUCCAUGAUAAUCCUUUCAACAGACAUUAUUUUGCGACUAUGGCCGAACCGAUAAGAAAAGCUAUUUACGAUACAAAGAUUGCGCCUCCCGGUGAGUCGCCGCGAUUUUUGUCAAUGGAAGAUGGAAUUCAGAAAAUACGUCAGGGACUUUUCGCUUUCCACAUGGAAACCGGCGUUGGUUAUAAAUUUGUGGAAAAAUAUUUCGAAGAGGGGGAGAAGUGCGGCCUCUACGAAAUACAAUAUCUACAAGUCGCAGACCCUUGGAUCGCUGUUCGUAAAAACACUCCGUAUUUGGAAAUGUAUAAAAUUGGAACUAAACGAAUAAUAGAACAUGGCCUGCAGUACAGAGAAAAUCGUCGUUUGUAUGAACGUCGACCUACAUGUAGUGGAAGUGACGGUAACUUCGUGUCUGUGAGCAUGGUUGACUGCUAUCCGGCGAUACUAGUGUUGUCCUAUGGCGUCCUCAUCGCAGUCUUUAUACUCCUUUUUGAGCUUCUGUACCGCUAUAAACAUAAUAUUUUUAAGGUUAUUCGAAGGAAAAAGUAG